GAAAUGGAAAAAAAAACAUAGUAGUUCGUACAAUAUUUUGCCUAUGAUAAUUGUUUACCAUAUAGCUAUAAUAAUAAACCGUUGACAUUAUUGUCGGUAGGUACUAUACUGUACAUACGUCCAAGCCUGAGUUUCUGCACCGAGGCAGAGUGAGUUUAGUUUCUGUUUUGUUUCUUGGUAACUUGUGGGUGAGGUCCAUUUCAACCAAUGAGGAAAGAAUAGCACAAACGAUCCCUGUGUGUGAAAAAGAAUGGCUGCCAGUUUGUCUCUCUUGGAGGAGCACCUCUCUUGUCCCGUUUGCGGUGACAUCUUCAGGAACCCGGUGGUCCUCAAAUGCAGCCACAGCUUCUGUGAGGAGUGUCUGCAGAAAUACUGGAAGGAAAUGGAGAAUCCGCUGUGUCCCGUAUGCAAAAAAGAGUGUUCAUCUGAGGAGCAGAGUUUAAGCCUCGCCUUAAAGAGUCUCUGUGAUUCCUUACAGAACGGGGGUGAAAACAUCCGAUCUGAUAACUGCCAGCUGCAUGGGGAGAAACUUAAAAUCUUCUGUUUCGACGAUAAACAGCUCAUUUGUGUUGUCUGCUACACAUCAAAAAAACAUAAAGGUCAUGACUGUUAUCCCGUUGAGGAGGCUGUGCCGGAUUUGAAGAGUGAAAUCCAGGCUGUGGUUUCCACUUUGAAGAACAAACUAGAAAACAAGAACACAGCCAAGAUGUGUCAUCAAAGCUGGGUGGAGCACAUAAAGGGCCAGGCCCAAUUUGCAGAGGAGCAGAUCAGCAGGGAGUUUCAGAAACUCCACCAGUUCCUAGACGAGGAAGAGACGGCCAGGAUAGCUACCCUGAGAGAGGAAGAACGGCAGAAAUCUGAAGUGAUGCAAGAAAAAGCUGAGGCGUUGACCAGAGAGCUCACAACCCUUUCAGAGACGAUUGUAGUUAUAGAUAAGGAAAUGGAAGUUGACAAUAUCACAUUCCUGCAGAACUACAAGGCCAUACUUAACAGAGCCAAUUGCACAUUCCCAGAUACUGAAGAUACUCAGGUAGUGUCAGGAGCACUGAUUGACGUGGCCAAACAUGUGGGAUCUCUCAAGUUCAAAGUCUGGGAGAAGAUGCAUGAGUUUGUUGACUACACUCCUGUGACCAUGGAUCCGAACACUAUGUCCACUAAGUUCACACUCUCUGAUGACCUCACCACUAUGACAUACUGUGACGAGAGGCAGAGUCUCCCAGACAAUCCCGAAAGGUUUCUUAACGUAGGAGUGUUGGGUUCUGAAGGGUACAGUGAAGGCAUCCAUUACUGGGAUGUGGAGGUAGGAGAUAAUGAUAACUGGAUCUUAGGAGUAGCCAAAGAGUCCAUUCCACGCAAGAAGCAAGUCAAAAUGGAGCCUCAGAGUGGAUUGUGGAUCAUCAAACACAUCAGUGGCAAAUACAAAGCAUGUAUAAAAUCGCAUGUCCAGAUCAAAGUAGAUGAGAGCCCACAAGUGAUCCGAGUUCGACUGGACUGUGACAAAGGGGAGGUGACAUUCUGCGACAUCACCAAGAAACGAACUCUCUACACCUUCAAAGACAAAUUCACUGAAAAGGUGUUCCCGUACUUUAAUAGUGGAAGUAAGAUUUGCCCACUGCGCCUUUUUGUAGCGGGAAAGGCGAAAACUAUCUAAUUGCCAGGGUCAAGUGAGGACAAACAUAUGUAAUUAUGUACUGACAUUAGCUGGAAGGUUGUGAAAAUUGUUUGACUAAAACUCCAUGUAAUUAAAAUGAAGACUUUCCUUUAAUAUUUUUUUAAAUUACGGGUUAACACCCGUACUCUUACGAUAAGUGCCAUGGGAUCUUUAAAUGACCGCAGAGAGUCAGGACACCCGUUUAACGUCCCAUCCGGAAGACGGCACCCUACACAGGGUAGUGUGAUCACUGCCCUGGGGCAUUGGGAUAGUUUUUAGACCAGAGGAAAGAAUAAGAUACUGCCAUCUCAGAAGUAAUGUACAAGUGUUUUAAGCAGUUGAUACAGUAUAUUUUUAAAAAAUGUAAUGUCAGUAAAUCAAAAUAAAUUAUAUGUAAGUUUCAAUUGCACCUUCCUAGUCAUUCAAUUAACACUUGCAUUUACACAUUCACAUAAAAAGUUUGAAUGUACUGUCAUUAGAGAUAUCAACCACUAGAUGGGGAUAUCCAGCUAUAUAGACAUCCCUAUUGCUCAAUGCCACACUGUAAUAUGUGCAUACAGUCAGAGUAGGUUCCUCUGAGCUGAGACAACCUUGUAAAAAAAAAAAAAAAAAAAUUUUUAAUCAUACAAUGACAAUACAUAUUAGGUUUCAAUGAGAUCCAGGUGGAUGGGUAAAGGGGUCUCACCCUAUAGUACUAUGAAUCUCUGAACUUGGAUUUCAGUUUUUGAUCAGGGCACAGGACCGUUUCUGUGGGCAGCUACUAGAUGGGUCCAGUGGCGACCCAUCAUUCAGGGCAGUUGAGUUGUUUUUGUUUUGUUGCCUGUUUGCAUGUUAUUUUGUCAUUAUUACAGUAUGUGUCAUAUCCGUUUGCAAACAAUGUCAAUUAAAAGUGUCAUACAUUGAGUCUGUAAUACUGCAUACAAA
Molecule: messenger RNA, 2575 nt
Organism: Oncorhynchus keta (chum salmon)
Lineage: Eukaryota; Metazoa; Chordata; Actinopteri; Salmoniformes; Salmonidae
Product: E3 ubiquitin-protein ligase TRIM35-like
Exons: 6
Coding region: 251-1651 (466 amino acids)
Biological process (GO): protein ubiquitination
Molecular function (GO): zinc ion binding; ubiquitin-protein transferase activity; protein binding
Source: RefSeq, a predicted model, not a curated record